AGUAGCCAAAGCACAAACCGCACAAACUGCACAGCAGAGUGCAUAGUGUGUUCUCUGCUGGACGUGUUGGGUUCUGUGUCAACAGCGUUGGUCUGUAUUACUUGUGCGGCUGGCCAUUUGCCUUGGACGACUUGUGAAGCGUAGUGUGAGUGAGGUCGAAAAAUGGCCGACGAGGAAUACGAAGGUGACGACGUUGGAGGCGCCGACGACUUCGACGACGUCGAGGAGGACGAGAACCUCGACGAGAUCGACCAGAAUGACGAAGAGAACAUCGAGCUGCUUCAAGCCGCGGACGGCCAACCGCAGCAGAACCAGAAGCGCAUCACCACCACGUACAUGACCAAGUACGAGAGAGCGCGAGUGUUGGGCACGCGAGCGCUGCAGAUCGCCAUGUGCGCGCCUGUCAUGGUGGAGUUGGAAGGCGAGACGGACCCUCUGCAGAUCGCCAUGAAGGAACUCAAGGCUCGCAAAAUCCCCAUCAUCAUUCGCAGGUACCUGCCUGACGGAAGCUACGAAGACUGGGGUAUCGACGAACUCAUCAUCACCGAUUGAAGCUUGC
Molecule: messenger RNA, 559 nt
Organism: Rhipicephalus sanguineus (brown dog tick)
Lineage: Eukaryota; Metazoa; Arthropoda; Arachnida; Ixodida; Ixodidae
Gene: RpII18
Product: DNA-directed RNA polymerases I, II, and III subunit RPABC2
Exons: 1
Coding region: 163-552 (129 amino acids)
Biological process (GO): DNA-templated transcription
Cellular component (GO): RNA polymerase III complex; RNA polymerase II, core complex; nucleus
Molecular function (GO): DNA-directed RNA polymerase activity; DNA binding
Source: RefSeq, a predicted model, not a curated record